AAGUGCAGAGCCCCGGCGGUGGCAGGACUGUGGCCAGCAGCGACGGUGGCGACUUAGUGUUCGUGCGUCCGCCCGCGAGUGUGUGUGCGUGUUUUGUUGCUGCUGCGCUAAAUAUCGAGUAGUCGUCGUUGUCGUCACGCUGUGCGUGAAGAAACAAGCAGGCACAGCGGGUGUCGUCAGCUGUUUGUUGGCGAGCGCGGACUAUCAUCGAUAAGAAACGGUGCGCCUGAGGCGGAGGGGAAAGCGAGGCGUGCAUAGUGGACAGGCGAAAACGGAGGGAAGGAGUGAGCUAGGCAUCGCGAUCCGCGGGAAGCUAACUCCGAAACGACGAGGGGCGGACUGGAUCGUGGUGUGUGUGCUAGUCGAUGGUCGUGCAGCGUCCGCGUGCGAGCGCGAUCUCGACGGGAACAUGAUGGCGUAAACCUCGCCGUGCUCCGGAAGCGACGGACCGAGCGAGAUAGAAGAGCGAGAAAACGCGAGAAGAGGAGGAAGAGACCGACGGAGAAGGAAAGGGAGAGAGACGCGCGCCGUUCAUAUUCGUCUGUGUCGCGGUGGUGGCCGUUGCGGAGCGCAGCCGAUCGUCCGCGUCCUCCGUUGUAGCUCGCGUCGUCGUCGUCGUCGCCGUCGUCGUCGCUCAUUACCGUUGCUCGCGAGCGAGCGAAACGCAACGCGCCGAGCGACUCGUCGUCCGGAGGUGAUCGAGACGUCGUUGCGCGUGCGGUAGUGUGUGCUGUUUGCAGUGCUGUUGGAAAGUCAAGGAGGGAAACAAGUGGAGAAGGUAGUGCGGUUCUAUAAACGCGAUUCGUCCUCGUCAUCGUCGUCCGUCGCGAUCAACCCUGUUGCUGGCGACCGCGCCACGCCGCGUCCUGUCGCGUCCUGUCGCGCCGUUUUGUUUGUUUGUGUUUGUUCGCGGAUACUCGCGAGGUGGUGCCGACCCGGACGCCAGGUAGCCAGCGACAGCGUGUCCCGACUGCAGCGGGGGAUAUAGUAUUACGAUGAUCAGUGACACGUGCGGAUAUGUUCUCUUCCUGCUACUGCUGUUGCUGGUUCCCUACAUCGAGAGUGCUCGCCGGUUGAACGAGUACAUCCGCCACUACGAAACGCUAUCAUAUCCCGUCGAGGAGGUCCAUCGAAGUCACCUGAGGGCGAAGAGGUCGAUCAACCGCGAUAGCACUGUAACGUUGAAGUUCCGCGCGCACGGCAAGGACUUCCACAUCCGAUUAAAGCGGGACUUGACCACUUUUAGCAGCAAUCUAAUUAUCGAGGGAUCCAAGGGAGAGAGACGGCACGACUCCGACGUUUCACACAUUUACCAGGGUAACCUAAUCGGCGAGCCUGGUAGCCACGUGUUCGGAAGUGUCAGUGAUGGAGUCUUCCACGGGAAGAUAGUAUCACCGAAAAGUGGUGCGUGGUAUGUGGAAAAGGCGCAUUACUACUUUCCAUCACACGAGAUAAACGAGACGUUACAUUCUGUGAUCUAUCAUGAGGAUGACGUCGGUGAUCCGUACGCGGACGUUCGACAAGGCGACAGUAGUGGAUGUGGUAUUACGAACGAGGUAAUACAAUGGAUGGAGCGUAUCCAGAAUUCCGCCGAACCAGACGAACCGCCUAAAACGAUCACGUCGGCGAACCAAAAGGAGCCGAAACCAAAUAUUACACCUUGGAAUGGUGAUCACGAGAAACCUGGUCAUAAGUACAGUAGAGAAGCCAAUGAACCUAGUCAUCGCAGACAGCGAAGAGCGACCAGGUCGAAGGAGAACAAUACUUGUUCGCUCUUCAUACAAACGGAUCCUCUUAUAUGGAGACAUAUCUCUGAACAGUUGCAUCAUGACGCGGAGAAAACCAGAGAGGAAAUAUUGUCCCUGAUCGCUCACCACGUCACCGCCGUGAAUUACAUCUAUAGAGACACGAAAUUCGAUGGCAGAACGGAGCACAGAAACAUCAAGUUUGAGGUUCAACGAAUAAAGAUCGAUGACGAGACGGCGUGCUCACAACAACCGUACACUGAACCGAACCCGUUCUGUAUGGAGAAUAUCGACGUCAGCAACUUCCUGAAUUUGCACUCCCUCUCAAAUCACGAAGACUUCUGUCUCGCCUACGUCUUCACUUAUAGGGACUUCACCGGAGGCACCUUGGGGCUCGCUUGGGUCGCGUCCGCAUCCGGCGCGUCCGGUGGUAUCUGCGAAAAGUUUAAAACUUACACGGAAACUGUGGCCGGCCUUUAUCAGUCCACCAAGAGAUCCCUGAACACCGGCAUCAUAACUUUUGUGAAUUACAACAGCCGAGUGCCGCCCAAGGUGUCGCAGCUGACUCUGGCGCACGAGAUAGGCCAUAACUUUGGAUCACCGCACGAUUUUCCGCCGGAAUGCAGACCGGGUGGCUUGGACGGUAAUUAUAUCAUGUUCGCCUCGGCAACGAGCGGAAAUCGACCGAACAACAGCAAGUUCUCAAAGUGCAGCAUUGGCAAUAUCAGCAACGUCCUAGAUGCUAUCGAGGAUAACAAGAAGAGAAACUGUUUCACUGGAGCAUUUUGCGGGAACAAAAUUGUUGAGACUGGCGAGGAGUGUGAUUGCGGAUACGAUGACGAUGAGUGUGUGGACAAAUGCUGCUAUCCUAGACAAGUGUCCGAGCUGGAUAAGAUCAAGAAUGAGACGGCGAAAGGCUGCAGUAGGAAAUAUGGAACACAAUGCAGUCCUAGCCAAGGACCUUGCUGUUCGAGUGAAACGUGUCAAUUUGUGCCACUCUCCCAUAAGGUUCAAUGUAGAGCUGAAUCAGACUGUAGUUACAAUUCUACCUGUAACGGAAGAUCCUCCGAAUGUCCGGCGCCGCUACCCAGGGCCAAUAAGACUAGAUGCAACGAAGGCACUCAACUGUGUAUCAACGGGGAGUGCACCGGAUCCAUUUGCCUGGAGUGGAAUCUGACAGAGUGCUUUUUAACGAGCAGCAUCAUACCGAACAUCGACAAGCGAAAGCUCUGCGAAUUAGCCUGUCAAAAUGGCACCGAUGCAUCAACAUGUCGUGGCACGAGCGAGUUUGCGCAUAUGGUGGGACUGCCCGAGGGUGGAAUGAGCCUCAGACCUGGCUCACCCUGCGAUAAUUUUCAGGGUUAUUGCGAUGUCUUCUUGAAAUGCCGAGCCGUCGAUACGGAAGGACCACUCGCGAGAUUGAAAAAUCUACUGUUCAACAAAGAAACUUUAUCGUCGGUGGCGCAAUGGAUAACCGAAUUUUGGUGGGCAGUGCUGUUGAUGGGUAUAGCUUUCAUCAUAUUUAUGGGACUGUUUAUCAAGUGUUGUGCCGUGCAUAUUCCUUCCACGAAUCCUAAAAAGCCGCCAGCGAGGCGUAUCAGUGAUACAUUAACAAGACCGAUGAAUACCCUUAGAAGAAUGCGACAUCCGCACGGUGGGGGUGGAGCCGGGCCAAGAAGUAUACCCCCACGAUCGAGUCAAGGCGGACACGGAACGCGUGGACCAUCUCACGGUUAUGGCGAGGGUAGGGGUGCUCAGUAUUAUCCGAAAGCAGGCUAUCGCUCGGUUCCCACAGCUAGUGCGCCACCAAGUAGCGGGUCAGCAGACAACUACAGCCGUUCCAACCACCCAGAACUGUAUGCCGGCGCCUAUUCGGGCUCCGGGGGAGGCGGGAGGGGCGCAGCCUAUGAGAUGAGGCAUCACAACAAGGUGUGACGAUCCUAGGACGUCGUCACGGGCAAGGACCACCAGUCGCGGCAUUGCACCACGAGUCGUUGUGUAAAGAACGAUUGCCAAACGCGAAGGGUUACCGAUCCACUCCACCUAAGAAACGCGACGAUGUCUCAUAACUGAGGUCGAAGCAAUAAUGACGAGGUACAGCGUGAUGAUACGGCACGAUGGUCGAACAGAUUGAGAGGUCCGACGCUUUUACCUAAGUUGCGUUGAAUUCACAGAACGCGGAAGAGCCCGCGCGUUACUUGUAGAUACAAAGAAAGUACGCAUUAGUGAUCAAAUCGAUCUCUCAUUUUGUAUCGGUUCGGUAGAUGUGAUUUCGCAAGGACAAACGCUGCGAACGGCGACCCGGAAGAACGAGUUUUGACCGGGAUCACGAUAGUAUAAAGAAUAUGUCGGAAUAUCGUGAAUACCGAGAAUUUUAUAUAUGUAAUCUUUUUUAUGUAGCACACAAUAUGGUGUCUUUUGCGUCGCCGUUCAGGAAGAACUCGUCACAUGAUCAAAUUUUAGAACGCUUCGAAAAAGACCUUCGCCAGUGAACGAAGGCGACAUUGUUAUAUGAUCAAAGUAAUUUAAAUCGAUCCAACGUGUGAUUCAUUUCGCUUUAGUGAUCGACGCUGUAUUUGGCACAGCGACGAAAGCGGCGGUGUUGAAAUGUAUCUUCGUCCUUCGACACUAUGAGCAUUUAAGGCCAUGAUUAUGGUCUUUAUGUGAUGGCGUCCUUCGAGAUGUCGAUACUGUGCAUGUCGCUCUCGAAAGUUAAAUUAAGAUGAGAAUCUCUUUGUUUGCUAGAGAUUGCGAGUUUAGUGGAAAAUUGGUAAUAAGACAAUACGUCCUUAGAUAAACGGCAUAUAUAUGUAACUAAGUUUUCCAAGGACAACGUUUUACUCAUAUUUUUUGUUUAUCGAUAAAUAUAGAACAAAGUCAUUUUUUAUUCAAAUCAAAAUUUUAUUGCGGGACGAUAAACGAUUUGACUUAAUUUUUGAACUCGAUAGAUAUCACGAUACAAGCAAAAAAAUUAGUAUUGUUGUAUAAAAUCACCGUACAAAUAACGUUAUUUAUUAUUCGCAAUUUUAAUGACUGAAAUGUUUUAUAAACGACUUUCUGGAGCGAAAUGUCACUCUACCAUUACCAAACCAUCGCAGGUCAUUCGCUUGAUCUCUGUACCAUUGUAGCAUAAUAAUUAACACUAUGUAUUAUUCUUAUACUAAUUUGUGUAUUAGCCAAUUGAAGUGAAUGAACCUAUGCGAGAUUAUGAGAGAUAUAAGAGCAGCAACAACAAAAUAAUGCGUUUCUAUAGCGAUAUUCCAUUAACUAUUACAUAUGAACGAAAAUGAUAUUGAUUAUUAUUAAGCUGUACCGAUUAUUGAUAUUAUUACUAUUAUUGAUUAGUUAUAUCUUGCAGAUGAUAAUUUAUCUCCGCCUAUUACGAGAGAAUGUUAUAAGUUAUAUUUAAUUAAAAACGCGUUUUAACAUGCUAUAUUAAGUCGAGGGCUGCACCGUAAACGCGCUACUAUGCGUACAGCGGACCAAAGACGAGCCCUCUUAUCGAAAUGCGAACGUGUUAUAUGAUAUAUGUAUAAUAAUAUAUGUAUAUAAUAUAUAUUAUAUAUGUAUAAUAUAUAAUAUAUAAUAUAUAUGUACACAUGGGCUCACACGUACACAGCUGCAUACUCGUAAGCAAGAGACACGAGAUCAGUUCUCAUUCUCGAGUUGAAUCGUAUCUGGUGCUGUCAGACCAUUGUCGAUACGAUUAAUGCACUUCCCUUCUCUGAAACGCCAAAUCUGACGAACAAACGACUGAGUUUUUUUUUCACUUAUCGACAUCUCUUUAUGCAAAUGUCGUAGUCCGUGUUCGAUCCCGUUCGGAUUAUAUCAAUUUACGAUGAUACAGAUAAUAUUAAACAUACGCGAAAAGCACAUUCAAGUUAACGACGUAUAUUAAAUCGAGAUUUGUCUCCGAGGAAAACUGAUGAAACACGUGCUACUUGAAACUAGAUUUAUUUUUUUCGUCAGUUUUUAUGACUGUUACCUUUACCACUUUAACAUAACUUUCAUAAUGUUUAAUGUUCUAGCAAUUCAACGCAAUUUUCUGAACUAGAAAAUUAAGAAAGAGUUUUAUUUUCGUGAUAUUCAAUAUUUUAUCAAUUUUAUUACAAUCAUUCGCGUAACAAAACACUUAUGUAUUUUAAAGUGCAGCGCAGAUAAAACAAUAGUUACAUCCAUCAUCAAUGGCGCCAUUGUCAUUUUUGCCAUUUCAUAAGGACAGUGAAAUGUUUUGGGAAUCUUACAUCGGUUUUUAUUUGAUCACAGUCAUGUAGCAAUUUGUAGAGCAUAAAGAUGAAAAUUUAGUCGCAUUUGCAAAUAUCGAUUGGUGUGAUUAAUAUAUCUCUAUGUCUAUCUGCAACUGAAUUACAACUCUCUGCGUUGUAACUUUAAGACUGUGUUUUAUCUAGGCAAAAGGAUGGAUAUAGGGAUGCAGGAUUAAAACGAGGAGGUGCCAGCAAAGACGCUAUAAUACGAGUUUGCAAAUAGUGUGGAAAUGUACAAUAGAUGCAAUGUGAUUAAUAGGUGGAUCAUACGAGAUCUUGUGAGAGAAUAGGCGAGAGGGAAUAUGAAAGAAAAAUGGGACGGAAAGUAAAAGUUUUUCGGGCGUGCGAGAAAAUAUUGUGAGUGAGAGAACGCGAGAAAGAAAUCGCGAGUGUGUAUAUCUGUGUAAAUAUAACUGAUAUUAUAAAAUGAUUAUAUAACUAUAACAAAAAUGGUAAAGCGAAUACAAAAAAUACUUGUUUUUAUAUCAGAUCUGUAUUAUAGCGAAAUAUUAUUCUGUAUUUUGUAAUCAGGACGGAAGUUAAGGAUGACGAGCGAGUGUCUGUACGUGCGUGUAAUCGAGCCUUUAGGUUUUAAGCAGCUAAGUUUCUGUGACGAUCCAUCGUGGACCGGCGGAAUCGAUUAACGUUAUUUAGAAAGUUUCGAGAUUUCUUGCGUGUAGAUGCAAAGGAAUUCCCCAUUUGAUCCCAUUCGAAGUCGCUCGUAAUACCAUUGAACGAUUUAGUCUGUUUCGAUGCAAGCAACAAUCCGCGACAGUCAGCGGACGUGAUUUACUGCCAAUGAACGUAACGAGAUGCAAUUUGUGUCUUCGAUUAAUUUUAAUGCGUUAGUGUAUCGUUAGAAAUGUUUCCCGCAAAUAAAUGUUAGUUGUGAUCUUUUAAACGUGCGAUAAUAACGAUCACAUGAAUAUUUUAGAAAAUUAUCAUACAAAGGAGACUUUUUAUAUGUCCUUUUUUUUGGAUUUCUUUUUACGCAGAAGACCGAGAAACCUUUUCCAUGUGUUAAAGAAAAAGCGCGAAAUAAUGUCGUUCGAAGAGUCAUCGAGAAUCUCUGGGCGAUCAUUCCGUUCUGAGCCACUGCCAUUUGAUGAGCAAUCUCGAGGUAGUUAGAACUCGCUUUUGGAACGAACUGAAACGUUCCGAUCGAACGACGGUGCGCGGAUUACUUUUGCUUCCAUCUCACUGCCAUUACUUCGAACGACUGAGCAUUAUGAUUAAAGAUCACAGGUACAAGUUCGUAUACGACAUAGCGAAUAUUUCAAAGAAGACGAGAACAAUUGGCCUCGUUACGUUUCGAAAAAGCCUAAAGAACGAGCGUGGAAUGGGAUCAGGGCGCGGUUACUAAAAAUUGACAGUGAAGUCACUUGCGCGUACGGGAGAACUAUAAGAUAAGAAUAAAUUUUCCUUCAUCAUUUGUUCCAGACCUCUAACUACAUAUGCUUAAGCUUAUUCGUUUCCGCGGCGUCUGGAUUAAGAUGUUGACUUUCAUUCCCUGCGAUAACAAAACUUCCUUCACGCGCUUCACAAGAGCGUAACGUGUCAAAUCACCGAAUAUAUAAGUAUAUCACGUCGACAGAACGAUAACGAAACCGAAAUCUUUGAGGGCAUCGCGAUUGGUGUGCCGUAUCUAUCUUAAUCCAGAGCCGUAUUACUGUGACGCGAUGCACACACUACUCUAUCACUUGUACAUAAUGUUAGAGAGAAAAGAACAAAAAAAAAAAGAACAAAUCGAAGAUUAUAUUUUUUCUAUCGAUCCAAAAACGUGGUGACCUAUCAACAUCGUGCAUCCGGGAUUAUUUAAGCGGAACUUUGUGCCCUUUGUACUGAUCACUUCGCGGAUAAUUAAUUGUUUUCUGAAGGAACCGUAGGUUUUUUAUUUUAAGAGACCGUUACUUGGAUAUCACUAAGCACCAAGUGGCCCUUACGUUCGUGCCGUACCUCUACUUUUAGUCGGUGCAACUUCGAGUGAUGCGUUUUUUAGAGAUGUAUCUCAUUUUUGUAUUUCUCUUUAUUGUAAAUCAUAAAAUCUGUAUUGUAAAUUAUAAUUGAGCAUGAUACUGACCAAUCGCCUGAAUGUAGAUUCAGACCACCACUCUCUCUUUUCCCAAAAUGUCUAGAAUGCGGCGAGUGUUUUAAGGAUAUUAUAAAUAAAAAAAAAAAAAGAUUAUGAUUGUGAAUAUCUCUUGUGUUAUGUUAAUGUGAUUAAAAGAGACAAAAACAUUGUAAAGAAAACUAAAUAAAGCAUACAUUUUACAUUUA
Linepithema humile (Argentine ant) is the source of this 8287-nucleotide messenger RNA. It is a transcript of the gene kuz, whose product is annotated as zinc-dependent metalloprotease kuz. Gene Ontology annotation, biological process: membrane protein ectodomain proteolysis; Notch signaling pathway. Gene Ontology annotation, molecular function: metalloendopeptidase activity. Lineage: Eukaryota; Metazoa; Arthropoda; Insecta; Hymenoptera; Formicidae. Gene Ontology annotation, cellular component: plasma membrane. The record is from RefSeq and is a predicted model, not a curated record.